Ostreococcus lucimarinus CCE9901 is the source of this 444-nucleotide messenger RNA. RefSeq lists its product with no specific name. Lineage: Eukaryota; Viridiplantae; Chlorophyta; Mamiellophyceae; Mamiellales; Bathycoccaceae. The transcript has a single exon. The coding region runs from base 1 to 444 and encodes 147 amino acids. The record is from RefSeq and is a predicted model, not a curated record.
AUGCAGCAGCAGGUGGAGCAGUUCAUGCCGCCGAUCGAUCCGGAUAACGAACAAUUCGUGAUCCACGUGCGCUCGAAGCGAGGGAUUAAGGCUUGGUACCCUUUGAACGUGGUCACGGGCGGGAGCGCGGCGAACACGUUGGUGAAGGGGUUGGACAACGACAUGUCCAAGGAGAUGGCGCAGAAGUCGCUCUCGCAAAACAUCGGCAAGGCCAUCUAUAAGGAUAUGGCGGCGAUCGAUAAGGUUGCGCGAUCGAUGCCGAUGUUGAAGCAAGCGAAGGAGAUCGAAUACGGUUUCAGCGUGCUCGACAAGGAGAACCCGCGGUCGAUGUUCAGCCCGGCGAACGACAAGGUCUGGCUCAUCCCGAGCGAAGAGGAGUGCGAGACGCCGGCUGACAAGUUCCAAGAAAUGGGCGACAACAUGAAGAAGAUGUUCGGUCAAUAG